Molecule: messenger RNA, 2587 nt
Organism: Paramecium sonneborni
Lineage: Eukaryota; Ciliophora; Oligohymenophorea; Peniculida; Parameciidae
Source: the annotation of a GenBank genome assembly
CUUAUGUCAGACGAAGACCCAUAUAAAGAUGAUGAUCUUGAUAAAGGAGACAAUCCUGAUGAUGAUAAUAAAGAUUAUCCAGAUGAUUUUAAAGAUGAAUAAGAUAAUAAUGAAGAUGGAGAUUUCGUAGAUGAUGGAGACAAUCCUAAAGAAGAUGAUGAGUAAUAUAUUUAGUAUUUAUUAGAUAUAGUCUUAAAAAUAAUGAAAUAGCUGGUGGUCUUAAAAUAACUAUUGAUGAAUAGGGUUUAGAUGACAAUUAGAAAUUAAGAAAGUUGAAAGAUUUAUUGGGAUAACAUGUUUAAUAGGUUUAAAAAUUAAGAAGGAGAAAUAAUAAUUUAAGAACAUAACUCAAAAAAUUAGGAGAUAAGGCUGAAAAAUUAGUCUAAUCUAAUGUUAGGAAAUAAAAAUUAUAAGAGUAAAAAUUAGAUCCAAAACAUAAUCAUUUAGCUGAAAAGAAGAUCUUAUAUGAAAUUAAAAAUAAUAAUAAAUCUAUAAAAGAUUUUGCUGAUAAGAUAGAUUCAAGAAUAUGUAAACUAAUUAUAAAUAUUAUUAAGUGGAUAAAUUGAUUACUAUUGAUAAAAUGGAGUAAUCCAAUGCAUUAUUGAGAGAAUAGAUUAAGGCAUUAAAAGAUAGGAAUAAAAAUUUGGAUUAAACUGAAGAGGUUAAUAAACUUAGUAAUGAAAUUAUUCUUGUAGAGAAAUAAAUUGCUGAUGAGGAAAGACUUAAUAGAAAAAUGUUUUUAAUUAUAAGGGAGUAAGAAGUAGAACUGAAAUAAUAAUAAAUUGAUUGUGAUUAUGAAGGUAGAUUGAAUAAUUUAAAAGAUUAAAUUAAAUAAUUAAAAGAUAAUAUUAAAGAUUCAUAGAAAGAAGAAUUACAUUAAACAAGAAAAGAGAUUGAAAUGAAUAAUUACUUUACGGAACUUAAAAAAAUGUAUUUAGUAUAUUUAUAUAUAAAUAGUUAUCGUUCUAUGUGUAAUAAAUUAAAUAAACCAUGUGAAGAGAAGGAUUAUUAUUAUAAGCCAGAUGAGUAGGAUAAUAAUAGUAAUUCAAUAAAUUAUGCACAAAAAAUAUAAAAAGAUAAUUAGAUGGAAUUUUUAAAGUAAAAGAAAAAUUAAAAAAAGCCAGAAGAGAAUGAUGAAUUGAAUAAAGCAUUGAUGGAAUUUAAAAAAGAUAAUUAGAAAUUUUAAGAACUUUAAAAUGAUGUGUUGAAAUUACAAUAAGAAAUAGAGAAGAGAGAGAAAUUAACAUUAUAAGAUAGGAAAUAAUAAAUAGAAGAGUAUUCAAAAUUGAGUGAAGAUGUAGGAUAAUUAGCAAAAUAAUUAAAAGAGAAAGAAGUUUAAACAAAAUCUACGGUUACUAAAUUAAAUGAUUUACAAAGAUAGUUAUAAUUGUUAGAUAAAAGAUAAGUAUAAGAAUAAAUACAGAGUACCUAAUAGAAACCUGAGAGUAUUAUGUUUGGAAUAGAUAAAAAGACAGAGACAUGUUUACCAUUUGAUGAUUCUAAGAAUUUAGAUUGGACAGCAAAUAUGCCAAUAAAUUAAAUAGUAGUUUGUAAAAAUAGUAAAAAUGAUUUAAUUAUUGGUUUGGAAUUGUCAUAUGGAAAUGCGGAAAGUAAAGAAGAAUCAAAGAUAACUAAACAUAUAGGAUUAUAAGAAGGUAGUAUUGGUAAGGAAUCAAUUAAUAUCACAAAUGAAGAUAAAUUGAGUUAUAUUUCUGGAUUUUAUAACUAAGAGUAGAUAAUAUUUUUGAAAUUUGAAACAAGCAAGAAGAGAAUAAUAUAGGUGGGUAAUAUGAAAUAUAAAGAUAAUUAUACAAAAGAUUUUCGUAUUGAAAUUAAAGACAGAGAGAUAUUAGGAUUUAAUGGGAUUUUAGAUUAUACAUAAGGUAAUACUCUAUUUAGAUAAUUAGAAUCUUAAAAUCCAUCUGAAAGAUAUUUAGUAGCAAUAGGUUUGAAUUUAAAGUAAAAGGAAUUAGAUAUAUCAACAAAAAAGAGAUUAAAAAAAUAGAAAAUGUUAGAAGAAUAGGAUAAAUAAAGAGUUCCUGUAGAUUAUAGAAAAAUAACAUAUCCAUUUAAAAAGAAUAAUCCAAAACAUUUAGAAUUAAUUAAAUCUUAACCUAAAUUAGAAGUUUCUGUAUAUGAUGAAGAUAAAGGUAACGAAAUAAUUAAUAUAAAUAGUUAAAUUGUAUUAGAAAGAGAAGGAGAGAUAUUUAUAAGCAUAAAGAGCGUAAUUGGGUUUAUCAUCAGUAAAGUAAUUCAGUCCUUCAACAUAUAAAAAAAAGGAAUAUUAAGAGGAAGAUUAAAAAGUAUAUUUAUUAUGAUAUUGAAUAAUAGAGAAAAGAAAUGAGCGAAUAAAGAAAGGUGAGAGUAGAAUAGAAGAGAGAAGAAAUUAAAAAUAGUUUAACUUUGCCAGGAAUAGAUUAAAAGACUCCAUAAGAUAAGGAUAAGAAAGGAGGGAAUGCCUAAAAAACUAAUAGUCCAUAAAAACAAUAGAAAUAAGGAUAGAAAUAGGGAUAAAAGGAGGCUCCAAAAAAAGAUGAUUCUAAAGCUAAAAAAAAAUGAAUAAUUUACAAAUUUCAACACCUUCAGC